GGAACUGGGGCAGAUAUGGAACUCAAGGCUCACACAGCAAGUCUGCUAGCUUCCCUGUUGCUUCUGUUCACCAACUGCAUUCAAGCGGGUGAGGAGAUGGUGAACGUGACGAUCGAGCAGAAACAACAGAACGUGACGCUGGGAGGGAGCGUGCGGCUGGCGGUCAGGAUGGAGCCAGUGCCAACCAGCGGCACUGUCGUCUGGCGUCACCGGGGCGCGGUUCCGGUGAAGAUUGCGGAGAUCACGCUGCAGACCAACGCCUCGAGGGUCCACGAGGCCACACCGUACGCGGGAAGGAGUCGGAUCUGGGCGGACGCCAGCCUGGAGAUUGGGAACUUGACCUGGGAGGACAGGGGCGAAUACGCGGUGACCCUCAGCGUCGGGCCUUGGGAGCCAACAGACUCCGUUAAUCUCCGCGUCUUCGAGCCAAUCAGACGGACCGUGAUCUCCAUCGUCAACGUCAGCUCCACCAACCAGAGCUGUGUCGCCACCUUCAGCUGCUCGGCAGAGGGAGGGAGCGCGGUGCAGUACAGCUGGCGAGACGGGGCACAGCAGGAGUCCGUGCUGGGUCGGCAGCAGCGGCUGCAGCUCUCUCUGAACGGGAGCACGAGCCUGUCCGCCCUGGUGUGCGUGGCCUGGAACCCCGUCAGCAGCCGGAACGACACCUUCAACCUGACGAAGGCUUGCGUGGCCAAAUAUCCAGAGACUGCCACGUUGAGCUCAGCGCCGUUUCCCAUCUCGGUUUUGAGCUGUGGAGGGAUUUUCUUCCUCUUGUUAGCUGCUGGGAUUGUCUACUGGACACACCGGAGCAGGAGUGGGAACUGGCUGAACAGAGUGGCCGAGUCGGUGAACAGUCCAAGCAAGAGUUUGGCAGGACGGUUCACAGAGAGCAAAGGUCCCAGUCCACAGGUGGUGACUCAUCGGUCCGAACCUACGGUCCCCCCGGACUCUCCCGCUUCCCUCGACGGCGUGACAACGGAAUACUGCGAAAUCCAGGUCUCUGCUCCCUCCCCGACCCGCGCAAUCGAGACCGAGGUGUAGCGGGCAGAUGGGAGGAGGCGGGUAACGCAGGAGAGGAGCGGGGGGCUGACGGUUGGGUGAAGGUCAAUGGCAAGGCACUCAGCGACUGUGUGACCCACCCUCCUUCCGAAACCCGACGGGAACCUCCCCAGGGGGAACCUGGAAUGCUGACGGGACGGAUCCGCCUACAACUCAAACAGGGAAUCUGCUACAACACUCCGGAUACAGUUCUGCACAGCACCCCCAAUUUGACGGGGAGGGAAAGGAGGGUGGUGGGGGGGGAAAGGAUUGAAAUAAAAUACGGUGAUUAAU
Messenger RNA from Hemiscyllium ocellatum (epaulette shark), 1332 nucleotides. RefSeq names its product signaling lymphocytic activation molecule-like. The transcript has 6 exons. NCBI's taxonomy places the organism in Eukaryota, Metazoa, Chordata, Chondrichthyes, Orectolobiformes, Hemiscylliidae. The coding region runs from base 16 to 1041 and encodes 341 amino acids. The record is from RefSeq and is a predicted model, not a curated record.